UUCUUGAAGACAAAAUGCAAAAUAACGCGGACCCAGGUGGUCCACCAUUGAAUCUACCACCGGAUUUGACAGGACAACCAACAUCCAACUGCCCGGCCAAUUUUGAUGGCAACCCUGCUGCUCAUCCCGUGGAAAAAGAGAGGAAGGCUUUCCUCACUGCGGAGGAGGAGGAGAUCUGGGCCUCCAAUGACUUGAACACCACCCGCAAAAGCGAGCUGGUUGGCCUGUUGAAGUCCAGGACUCGGCUGCUGGAGACCAACGUCCAUCUUCAGCAGGCCCUCAAUGGCGCUGAGGACACCUGUGCCCAACUGGAGGCUUCAAACAACGAGCUAAAGACCCAGUUGAAGAGCGCACAGGUGUCCUCAAGAGCCAUUGAGGCGCUGAAGCUGGAGAUGGACGAGGUCAAGACCGCCCUCAGCCAGAGCCUGCAGGACCUCGGCAGCAGCCAGGCCAAAUACAUCCAGCUGCAACGGGAGAACAAGGUCCUUAAAGAGACUGUGGAGGCACACAACAACAAGGUGUCGGAUAUUUCAUAUCAGCGCCGGAUGGACAAAGAAACAAUGGCACUCCAAAAAACUCAAAUAAAGGCCUUGAAGGCAGAACUAAGAGGAGCAAUGCUCACCAUUGGUCAGGAUGGCCAAAUGAUAAUGGAGAGAAAUGCUCAGAUAAGAGAUCUGGAGGUGGCUGUGGAGGAGUUGAGGGCCAUCAGAGAGGUUCAGAGAGAGAAGGUCCAUGAUCUGAAGGAGGAGCUCGAGUUGGCGUUGAUUCAUGGUGGUGGUAGCACCAUGGGACAUGAUGGGUCGAUAUCAGUUGGCGCCAACCAUCUGUCGCUGGCACAGGAGCUAAUGAACAGUUCCCUGGACCUGGAGAACAGCAAGCCAAUCAACGACCAAUUAAGAACGGUUUGCCGGGAGACCAACGCCGAGACGACCACUGCCCACCUUGAGGUUCCUGCAAUGCAGAGGGCAGAAGCGAAACACAUGGAUCUCACUGCAGAGGGAUCUGGCCAGACCAAAACCAGCAGUGACCACAACAACAAUGUGCUUCAAGUGGAGAAGAGCAGCAGGCCUUUCCAGACGGCUCUAUUGGUCACCGGGGUGAUUGGAAUCGGACUUUUCACCCUGUGGAAGCUGAAAUCAUAAUGCAGCACCACCAUCCCACCCCACCCCAUCCACCA
Molecule: messenger RNA, 1177 nt
Organism: Engraulis encrasicolus (European anchovy)
Lineage: Eukaryota; Metazoa; Chordata; Actinopteri; Clupeiformes; Engraulidae
Exons: 12
Coding region: 15-1142 (375 amino acids)
Biological process (GO): spindle localization; actin filament organization; homologous chromosome pairing at meiosis
Cellular component (GO): lateral element; nuclear outer membrane; chromosome, telomeric region
Molecular function (GO): dynein complex binding
Source: RefSeq, a predicted model, not a curated record